AUGUCCAAUGCAAAUGCGUGGAGUGAAUUUGAUACCUUGCGACAUUCGGUCAAACUCAACACAGUCGACCGACUGAAGCAAAUCCUUACCGGAUUCAAUGACGAGUGCGGGACGAACCUCACCAAAUCCGGCAAGAAACAGGAGCUAAUUGACCGCAUUACACGAGAGAUGGACAAUUGGAGGGCAACUAAUAACAUUGACAAAUGGAACAAGGGAAAGCUCAUCGUAUCCCAGGUGCGAAACGGCGGAGUGCGAUUUGAGCGCUUAGUUGUGGCUGGCACUGAGUUCAUAUGUCGCCGCAGAUAUAGCCCAGCAAGAAGCAAUGCCGAUUAUUCUUACUCGUCCUCUUCAUCACACAAUGCGUACUCUUCGUCUGUUUCUGGGAGCCACGGAUAUCAAGCUGGCGCGUCUAGUAGCUCAGGUGCUAUCCCUCGAUAUGACCCAUAUGCACCUCCCCGAAGACCAGCUGCGCCGUCCGCGCCGGCACCAGCAGUCCCUCAAGCGCCUAGCAUCCGGUUCAAAUCAUCCCCCUUCUUUCAUAUUGAAAGAGCUGUCUCUGGCGUGGUAGAGUGCCCAGAAUCGACGAGUUCCAUGGAUCGCAGACAGCAGUCACUUGUGUUUGCUAUGAACAACGACAUAUUAUCGAAGAUAAAUUCCACCAGGACCAGUCAAAAGUUUCAACUGCGUUUGUACUGCACAUCGUCGACCUACUACACCCCUUCGGGUGGAUUCCGGAGCACGUCUGGACUCUGUCCAAUUGAAUUCCCCCCUACUUGCGAAGUCAGAGUGAAUGGCGUGGCUUUGACUGCCAACUUGAAGGGCAUGAAGAAGAAGCCUGGCACGGCACCUCCACCGGACCUCGGCAAAUCCCUGCGGCUGACCACUGGUGCCUCGAAUCGAAUAGAAAUGGUCUACGUAAAUAGUCAACAGCCCGUGCAAUCGAAGAAAUUCUACCUCGUGGUCAUGCUGGUUGAGGUAACAACAGUAGACCAGCUGAUAGAUCGUCUGAAGAAAGGUAAAUUUAGGAGCAGUCAGGAUAUUCUCAAUAAGAUGACUCAGGCAGUAUCCGGAGAUGACGACAUUGUCGCAGGACACCAGAAGAUGUCUCUUAAAUGUCCCUUGAGCUAUAUGCGGAUUAGCACCCCAUGUCGUUCUUCACAUUGUGUGCAUUCACAAUGUUUCGACGCCCUAUCCUGGUUUUCUUUGAUGGAGCAAACCACGACGUGGCUGUGUCCAGUCUGUGAGAAGGUUCUCAAUGUGGAGGAUUUGAUCGUCGAUGGAUAUUUCACUGAGAUACUUCAGCAGACGUCGGAAGAGGUAGAAGAUGUUAUUGUCGAGGCGGAUGGGCAAUGGCAUACUGAAGAUAACAAGUUUGGAACGGCAGCGUGGAGGGCGGCGCAUCCUCCUUCGAAGCCAGUGAUACCCGCGCAACAUGCUCCUGUCGCCAAACCACGAACUCCUUCACCUCGAAAACCGACACCAUAUCGCGUGAAUGGCGAAGGCAAGCCACGACCGAGCAAUGAAGAAAUCGUAAUAUUAGAUUCGGACGACGAAGACGAGGGUCGAGUAAAAAGGGAGUUAUCACCGUCAACGGAUAGUCCUGUUCGAGCGGGGGCAUCCAUGUCCCAGUCCAUAACAUCUCAGCCCUCGAGGAGCCGGACGCAAGAUACGGACGUAAUUGACCUGACACUAGAUUCAGAGGACGAAGAGGCGGUCCCACUGACAAGAAAAAGGAAAACAUAUGCGACCGACAUCCCGUCGCCAACGGAGCAGAUCUGGAAGAAAUCGCGGACAGAUGGGAUGUCGUCGUCCCCUGCGUCGAGCAGCGCCAACGCUGGAUAUUCUGGCGGGCCACGGUACGCGGCGUCUUCGUCGCGAUCACUCACGAAUGGACACCCGCCUGUGCAUGCAUCUCCCUCGGACCCUCGGUAUCCGUUCAGCUCGGGCACGCAGCCGUACCCGGGGGGCUAUUACCCUCCCGUAGCGCCAACUGGGCGGAGGCCUUCAACCAAUUCGUAUCCCAGGGUGAAUGGAUCGUCGCCUGAGAGCUGGCGCUCGUAG
This is a messenger RNA of Fibroporia radiculosa, 2061 nucleotides long. RefSeq lists its product as uncharacterized. Gene Ontology annotation, biological process: protein sumoylation. Lineage: Eukaryota; Fungi; Basidiomycota; Agaricomycetes; Polyporales; Fibroporiaceae. Gene Ontology annotation, molecular function: zinc ion binding; SUMO ligase activity. The transcript has 10 exons. Bases 1 to 2061 code for a protein of 686 amino acids. The record is from RefSeq and is a predicted model, not a curated record.